UCACCCUUAAUCUCCCUAACCCAUGAAUUCAAAAGGUGAUUACUCACUAAUCUCCAUGAUUCCUCUUAAACCCAUAUUGGAUUUCAGAUUAAUCAUGUAGAGAAAUAGAUAAGAAAUCAACAAGAACACAAGAACAUAACAAUCAAAAAUCCAAGAGAUGAACUUCUCUAGAGAGUUUUUGUGUAUUUUUCAAUAGAUCCAAGAUAGUCUGUCUGGUGGCUACAAAAGAUGUUUAAAACAUAGGUUUUUCCAAGUGCAAAACGUCCAAAAUAAAUUGCAAAAAGGUCCUCGAGAAAUCAUGAUUUUCGGCAGCAAAAUAACGCGGAGCGACUUGCAGGCGUCGCUCCGGAAGGUCGCUCCAGGGCCGAUUUUUGGUGUCUCCGGGCGAGAGGUCCUGAGCGACUUUGGUGUGUCGCUCCAACGGGUCACUCUGGAUCGGGAGCGACCUUGGUAGGUCGCUCUGAGAGGUCGCUCCAGGGUCAUCUAAAACUGUUCGGAGUAACGAGAACGCGAGCGACUUCAUGGCGUCGCUUUAGGAAGGUCGCUCUGAGAAGUGGGACACAGCGACUUCGUGAUGUCACUCCGGGAGGUCGCUCUGGGCAAGUCGCUUCACGGGGUGAGUAUGGCGAGCGACUUCACGGGGUCGCUCCAGCUAGGUCGCUCUGAGAGGUGCUUUGGAGCGACCUCAUGACGUCGCUGCGGAACCUCGCUCCCCUGCUCUGCUCGUCCAAUGAUCGCUUUAAACACUUCUUUUGAGCUCCAAAUGCACCCAAAUGCCUCCAAGAACUCCAUGUGGUACUCCAAUACCUGAUAAAGACUCAUGUAUGCAAAAUGUGCAACCUAAACAUGGCUAAAUCUUAGUCUAUAUGAUCAAAAUGCACAUGGGUGAAUGGAUAAAACAAUGUAAAUAUGCAAGAUAUCACGUGCCACCACAACCACCGGUACGAUGCGACCAAACCGGCUGCACCGUCUCGAGCGCCUACGGCACGUGGCCUGACCGGAAAACCUGCAAGGCGGCUAACAUCACAUACCCGACGACGGAGGAGGAGCUUUGUAAAGCCGUGGCUUAUGCAUCUGAGCACAAUCUCAAGGUCAAAACCGUUACCAAGUUCUCUCACACCAUACCGAAACUCGCUUGCCCUUCCGGUUCAGACGCAAGGCUAAUCAGCACGUCAAAAUACAACUCGGUCAUCGAAAUCGAACCGGACCGGUUAACGGUUACGGCUGACUCGGGAGUUUCGUUGAGAGAGCUGAUCGAUAAAGUGGAAGCAGCUGGGUUUAGCAUUGGAACGUCACCGUAUUGGGAAGGAGUGAGUAUUGGUGGGCUUAUUAGUACUGGAUCCCACGGAAGCUCGUGGUCGGGACGAGGCGGUUCGGUUCACGAUCAUGUUGUCGGGAUCAGCCUUGUGGUUCCAGCGAAUUCAUCUGAACGUUACGCUAAAGUUAUUAGACUUGAAGAAGGAAGAGACGAUAAGCUUCUUAACGCCGUUAAAGUGUCAUUGGGUGUUUUAGGAGUAAUCUCAAAGGUGAAGCUUUCGAUAGAGAAAGCAUUCAAGAGAAGUAUCACGUAUAACUUCACAUCUGACGUAGCUCUUGAAGACAUUUUCAUGGAUCAUGGCAAGAAAUUCGAGUUCGGAGACAUAACUUGGUAUCCUUCUAGAAAAACCGCGGUUUACCGUUACGAUGUACGUUCACCGGUCAACGUCUCCGGCAACGGAGUCAACGAUUUCAUUGGUUUUCAGUCCAACCCUAUCUUGAUCUCUAAAGGGGUUCGAGCAUUAGAGAAGUCACUUGAAGCUAGUAAAAGCGAGAGUGGGAAGUGUACGACGGCUGAUACUACGUUGGCUUACAAGAAAUUAACUGGGAACGGUUUAAAGAACAAUGGUUUACUCUUUACCGGGUAUCCGGUUAUCGGUAACCAAGGAAAGAUUCAGACAUCAGGGUCUUGUCUUUACUCAUCCUCCCUUAGAAUUGAUGUCUCAUGCUCUUGGGAUCCGAGAUACAAUGGUCUGUUCUUCUACGAGACAACUGCUAUAUUCCCAUUACCUCGGUUUAGAGACUUUAUCCUCGACGUGAAGAAGCUACGAGACAUGAAACCAGAAAGACUGUGCGGCAUCGACAUCUACAAUGGUAUCCUCAUACGUUUCAUCAAGGGCUCAAAGGCUUAUCUCGGCCAGGGAGAGGACUCUGUGGUCAUUGACUUUAACUAUUACCGAGCUGACGAUGUGUUGACCCCGAGGUUAAACCAAGAUGUGAUGGAGGAGAUGGAGCAGAUGGCGUUUUCCAAAUACGGGGCAAAGCCGCAUUGGGGGAAGAAUAGGAAAGUGGGUUUCUUUGGCGUGAAGCAAAAGUAUGGACCUAACUUUGACAAGUUCUUGGAAGUGAAGAACAAGUUAGAUCCUAAGAUGAUGUUUUCUAGUGAAUGGUCAGAUGAGAUUCUUUUUGGGAGAGAAGGUUUGAAGUAUGAUGGAUGUGCGCUUGAAGGGAACUGUGUGUGUUCAGAAGACAGGCAUUGUAGCCCUUCUAAUGGUUACUUUUGUAGACAAGGUCUUGUUUACACACAAGCUAGGGUUUGCAGAUUCUCCUCAGCUAAAGUUUCAAUGGCUUAAUUAAAAACUUGUUGUUUCCGGUGAUUAAAAGAUAAUAAGAAUAAAAAUUCAUUUUCA
This is a messenger RNA of Brassica napus (rape), 2666 nucleotides long. RefSeq names its product L-gulonolactone oxidase 3-like. The record is from RefSeq and is a predicted model, not a curated record. Gene Ontology annotation, cellular component: membrane. NCBI's taxonomy places the organism in Eukaryota, Viridiplantae, Streptophyta, Magnoliopsida, Brassicales, Brassicaceae. Gene Ontology annotation, molecular function: FAD binding; D-arabinono-1,4-lactone oxidase activity. The coding region runs from base 867 to 2609 and encodes 580 amino acids. The transcript is spliced from 3 exons.